AUGUUAAUGACAGGUUCCGUUGGCGACGGUAGUGAAUUCGAUUGGGAAGACCAAAAAACUUUCAUCUCUAGAGAUGGCGGUUUAACGUGGAGAUUUGUUCAUAAUUCUUCUGGGUUAUAUGCUACUGGUGACCUGGGAAAUAUUAUUGUGUAUAUCCCAUAUGAUCCAGAGGAAGAUGGCGAUUUUCAAUCUGAAUUUUAUUAUUCUUUGGACCAAGGUAGAACAUGGAAUGAAUAUGAGCUGACCAAUGCCAUAAGUUCUGUCCAUCCCUACAAAUUGAUAAAUCCAACACCAGAUGGAUCUGGCUCAAAAUUUAUUUUUAAAGGAACGUUUGCCACUACCGAUUCCGAAACCAACAGUAUAACUUCUUUAAAAGGUGUCGAGUAUAUAAUUGAUUUUUCAGCAGCAUUCGACUCUAGAACGUGUGAGGAGGAAGAUUUUGAAGAUUGGGAUUUGGCGGAUGGGAAAUGUGUUAAUGGCGCCAAAUACAAGUAUAGAAGGAGGAAACAAGACGCCCAGUGUUUGGUAAAAAAAGCAUUCAAAGAUUUGAGUUUAGAUGAAACGCCUUGUAAUAGUUGUGGUGAAUCCGACUACGAAUGUUCGUUUGAAUUUGUUAGGGACGCAAACGGCCUGUGUAUACCAGAUUAUAAUCUGAUUGCCUUUUCCAACAUAUGUGACAAAUCGAAGGAUAAAUCUGUGUUAGUAGAGCCAUUACAAUUAAUCAAAGGUGAUGAAUGUAAAACACCCAUGAAAAUUGAACCCGUUGAUAUUCCGUGUGACGAAAUUCCAGAGGAGGGUUCGAGUGACAGGGAAAUAGUGACCACUGAAAACAAAUUUGACUUCGAAAUUAAAUUUUACCAAUACUUCGAUACAGUUGCCGACGAAUCUUUGGUCAUGCUGAAUUCGAUAGGAGACGCCUAUAUAUCCCACGAUGGUGGACAAACAAUAAAAAGGUUUGACACUAACGGCGAAAAAAUUGUUGAAGUUGUGUUUAACCCAUAUUUCAAUUCUUCAGCAUAUUUGUUUGGCUCUAAAGGUAACAUAUUCUCAACACACGAUAGAGGACACUCUUUUAUGAUAGCUAAAUUACCUGAAGCCAGGCAAUUAGGUAUGCCACUAGAUUUUAGUGCUAAAGCACAGGAUACUUUUAUUUACUAUGGUGGCAAGAAUUGUGAAUCAAUCUUAAGUCCAGAAUGUCAUGCAGUAGCAUACCUCACCAAAGAUGGAGGUGAAACUUUUACAGAAAUGCUUGAUAAUGCAAUUCAUUGUGAGUUUGCAGGCACACUCUUUGAAUAUCCGUCAAAUGAGGAGAUGGUUAUGUGCCAAGUAAAAAAGAAGUCUUCAGAAACAAGAAGCUUGGUUUCUUCGAUAGAUUUUUUCCAAGGUGAUAAUAAAAUUAUCUUUGAAAACAUUAUCGGCUACUUGUCCACUGGUGGCUAUAUUAUUGUUGCCGUACCUCAUGAAGACAAUGAGUUGAGGGCAUAUGUAACUAUUGAUGGUACUGAGUUUGCCGAGGCAAAAUUCCCGUAUGGUCAAGAUGUUAGUAAGCAAGAGGCAUUCACUAUUUUAGGAUCUGAGAAAGGAUCGAUAUUUUUACAUUUAGCAACAAACUUAGAAUCAGGACACGAUUUUGGAAACCUUUUGAAAUCCAACUCGAAUGGUACUUCUUUUGUCACUUUAGAGCAUGCCGUUAAUAGAAACACAUUCGGUUAUGUCGACUUUGAAAAAGUUCAAGGUCUUGAAGGUAUUAUUAUUACCAACAUCGUUUCGAAUAGGGAAAAGGUUGGAGAGAACAAGGAAGACGAACAAUUGAAGACGAAAAUCACCUUUAAUGACGGUUCAGAUUGGAACUUUUUGAAGCCUCCAAAGAAGGAUUCGGAAGGGAAAAAGUUUCCCUGUGAUUCUGUAUCAUUAGAUAAAUGUUCUCUACAUUUGCAUGGUUACACUGAACGUAAGGAUAUCAGGGAUACAUAUUCCUCCGGUUCCGCGUUAGGAAUGAUGUUUGGUGUCGGAAAUGUUGGCGAUAAGCUUCUACCAUAUGAGGAGUGUUCCACUUUUUUAACCACUGAUGGAGGAGAGACGUGGACUGAGGUUAAAAAAGGCCCCCAUCAAUGGGAGUACGGUGAUCAUGGUGGAGUCUUGGUUUUGGUCCCCGAAAACGCAGAAACUGAUUCUAUUUCUUACUCCACCGAUUUUGGUAAAACAUGGAAAGAUUAUAAAUUCUGUGGCGACAAAGUCCUCGUAAAGGAUAUAAUCACCGUUCCCAGAGAUUCUGCUUUGAGGUUUUUGCUAUUUGGAGAAGCAAAAAACAUGGGUAGUGGUUCAUUCAGAACGUAUACAAUUGAUUUUAGAAACAUCUUCGAGAGGCAAUGUGAGUUUGAUAUUACGGGUAAAAAAAGGGCAGAUUUUAAGUACUCUCCUCUGGGUUCCAGAACUGGUUGUCUAUUUGGUCAUCAAACCGAGUUUUUACGUAAAACCGAUGAAAAAUGUUUUAUUGGGAAUAUUCCACUUUCUGAAUUUUCGAGGAACGUCAAAAACUGUUCAUGUACGAGGCAAGAUUUCGAAUGUGACUAUAAUUUUUAUAAAGCCAGUGAUGGUACUUGUAAAUUAGUCAAAGGCUUAAGUUCGGCGAAUGGUGCCGAUAUCUGCAAAAAGGAACCCGACUUAAUUGAAUACUAUGAUUCCUCUGGCUAUCGAAAAAUUCCCUUAUCAACCUGUAAAGGUGGGCUGAAAUUGGAUGCACAUUUAGCACCACAUCCUUGUCCGGGAAAAGAAAAGGCAUUCAGGGAAAAAUAUUCUAUAAACACCGGCGCUUAUGCGCUGGUUUUUGUUACAAUUCUUCUCGUUAUUUUCUUUGCCGCAUGGUUUGUAUACGAUAGAGGUAUCAGGAGAAAUGGGGGAUUUUCAAGAUUUGAAGAAAUAAGAUUAGGAGACGAUGGGCUGAUAGAAAACAAUAGGACCGAUAGAGUUGUCAACAUCAUUGUAAGACUAGGAUUAUGCAUUUCUUUAAUUACCAAGUCUGCAUUUCAACGCACGAAGGCAGGUGUAGCACGCUUUUCUUCAAAAUUAAGGGCAAGGUUUGGCAACAGAAAAGGUCCUACUUACUCUUCGCUGCUUCAGGGUCAGUUUUCAGAUGAAUCAGAUGGCUUGCAUGAAGAUGCUAACGAUUUAUCCAGUUUCACAAGUCAAGACAGUAAUUUUGAAAUUGAACAAGAAGAUGCUUACAGACCCGAACAAGAGCACACGUCACAGAUAGACCAGCCUGCCACUAGCAAUAUUCCAGACGCAUUGCCAGCACGUAGUGCUAUUCACAAGCCUGAUUCAACUGCUGUGCGCAACGAGGACGAGUAA
Molecule: messenger RNA, 3351 nt
Organism: Saccharomyces cerevisiae S288C
Lineage: Eukaryota; Fungi; Ascomycota; Saccharomycetes; Saccharomycetales; Saccharomycetaceae
Gene: YNR065C
Exons: 1
Coding region: 1-3351 (1116 amino acids)
Biological process (GO): vesicle-mediated transport; vacuolar transport
Cellular component (GO): membrane; cytosol
Source: RefSeq, marked reviewed